Amphimedon queenslandica is the source of this 1640-nucleotide messenger RNA. Its product is annotated as serine/threonine-protein kinase ULK3-like. The record is from RefSeq and is a predicted model, not a curated record. Gene Ontology annotation, molecular function: ATP binding; protein serine/threonine kinase activity. Gene Ontology annotation, biological process: reticulophagy; regulation of autophagy; piecemeal microautophagy of the nucleus. Gene Ontology annotation, cellular component: phagophore assembly site membrane; cytoplasm; phagophore assembly site. Lineage: Eukaryota; Metazoa; Porifera; Demospongiae; Haplosclerida; Niphatidae. The coding region runs from base 8 to 1396 and encodes 462 amino acids. The transcript has 16 exons.
AAUAAAGAUGGCGUCUGCUUCAGGCAUUCGAGGAAACCCCUCUGGCAAUCCUGGACAGAGUCUUAGACCUACCAGGAGGACCGUGACCUCAUCAAUAGCCCCUGUUAGAGAAGGUUUGCCCCGUCCUGGUGGUCUUAUACUAAUGGAGUGCCUUGGGUCUGGAUCAUAUGCCACUGUCUAUAAAGCAAUGAUGAAGUCCAAUAAGAGGAUAGUUGCUGUCAAGUGCAUAGAGAGAAAGAGACUAAACUCUGCGUCUGCUGAAAAUCUUUUUACCGAAAUAAAAGUGAUGAAAGGAAUCGACCACAAGCACAUUGUACGCAUGCUGGACUUUGAAUGGAAUAGUGAACAUAUAUUUAUCAUGUUAGACUAUUGUGGUGGUGGGGAUCUCUCUCAUUUCAUUAGUUCUCGUAAAACUCUUAAAGAAUCUCUUGCGAGGAAAUUUCUCAGGCAAUUAGCACUGGCAAUGCAGUUUCUAAGGUCAAAGGGUAUAGCUCAUAUGGAUCUUAAGCCACAGAACCUCUUACUGACUGAACCUCCUAAGACGAUACUUAAAAUAGCAGAUUUUGGGAUGGCUCAAUUAUUAAAAGACAAUGAUCACGGUGCUUCAUUUAGAGGGUCACCAUUAUACAUGGCUCCAGAAGUUAUGCUUGGUAAGACUUAUGAUGCAAAAGUUGACCUCUGGUCUAUAGGAGUCAUUCUAUUCGAAAUUUUGUAUGGAUUUGCCCCUUAUCAUUCAAGCACAAUAGAAGAGCUUCAUUUAAGAGUUCUCAACGACACUCCUAUUGUGAUUCCUUCUGUCCCAGAAACUUCCUCAAAAUGUAAGGAGGUAUUGCGAGGACUUUUGGAGAGAGAUCCAUGUCAAAGAAUCUCUUUUGAAGAGUUCUUUGAUCAUCCAUACAUUGACCUUGAGCAUAUGCCAGGGCCAGAGUGCCUCAGUAAAGCUAGAGAGCUUGUAAAGCAAGCUGUAGUUAAAGACAGUGAUGGAAAGUACAGUUCUGCAGUUAACUAUUACUGCCAAGCAUUGGACUAUUUUGUACCUGCACUAGAUUAUGAAGAAGAUCAUCGUACUAAAGAAAGCUUAAAAGAUAUGAUAGAGCAGUAUAUUGCUAGAGCUGAGUAUUUAAAGUCACUGGUCAGAACACAAAAACCCUCACUGAGAGAUACUGCAGGAGAGAAUAGGAAGAGAAUACUAGAAGAGAUGCAAGCUGAGUUUCCCCAGUUAAAAGAUGUUCAUUCUCUGAUUGAAGAAGCUGAUCAGUUGGAGGAUAGACAUUCGUAUCAUUCUGCACGUGAGAUUUAUAAAGAAGCUGUCUCGAUACUUUUACCACUGAUAGAAAAGGCUGAUAGUCCUGAAAAGAAGAAAUUAAUAGCCUCAGAAGUACAGGUAUUUCUUUAAAGAGGAGAAGAACUAACUGUUUUAUUAGAAAAGAAAGUUCCCAGCUAUCAAAGGUCAUCAUCUUCUCCUUCAUCUGCCUCUAGUUUGAAAUCCACCAUCAACGAAACAUGUCAUGUCCAGUGACCCAGUGCUUUAAGAUCACUGAAUUUAUAACUUCAAAAACUUCAACUCCAUGUAAAGUCAAUAAUUAAGAAGACAAGUUAUUAUAUUUGUAUGUUUAUACAUCAAUUAUUGUCUGCUAAAA